UUGCGUAUCUCCGUCCCGUUCCGUCGACACUCGCGCACGUAUACCUCUCACUUUUCCUCAAGGCAUCGCGACCCCCGUCGCCGUGUGGUCAUAGGAGCUCAGUUCUGGCAGAUCGCUCACAACUAAAGCACGAUCAUGGCAGCAGUCCUCGGAAGGGUCUUCGUUUACGGUGGAAAGGGCGCACUGGGCACCGCCUGCGUCAAUACAUUCAAGUCUAAGAACUGGUGGGUUGGAUCAAUUGACAUGAAACAAAAUGAAUCAGCAGAUGCCAAUGUGCUUGUAAAUGUUGAAUCUGACUGGCUUGAGCAGGAAAAUAGUAUUUUAACUCAAGUAAAAGAAAUUCUUGGGGAUAACAAACUCGAUGGAGUAAUCUGUGUUGCUGGUGGUUGGGCUGGUGGCAAUGCUGCAAAUAAAGACUUUGUUAAAAAUAGUGACUUGAUGUGGAAGCAAAGUGUUUGGAGCUCUGUCAUAGCUGCUAAAAUUGCCUCUGAAUAUUUAAAAGAUGGUGGAUUCCUUUCCUUAACCGGUGCUAAAGCUGCCCUCGAAGGAACACCAGGAAUGAUUGGUUAUGGAAUGGCUAAAGCUGCAGUUCAUCAACUAACCAAGUCUUUGGCAACUGAAGGUAGCGGCCUUCCAGCUGACUCCUUGGUUGCUAGCAUCCUACCCAUCACCUUAGAUACUCCUAUGAAUCGUAAAUGGAUGCCAAAAGCUGAUACUACAACUUGGACUCCUUUGGAGUUCAUUUCCGAACUCUUCUGGAAAUGGUCACAAAAACAAGAAAGACCCGUCAAUGGUAGUCUCUUACAGUUAGUAACCAAAGAUAACAAGACAGAAGUUAUUCCUGCCUAAUUGACAAAUUAAGAUGCUUCAACGAAAUCUCAUGAAAUGAAAGUAAAAGUGCGCAUGACAAUACUUAUUUUUUAUAUAUUUUUCCAAAAACCUGCAGCAAUACUUAUGUAGACAAAGUCGAUGAAUAGUUGCAUUUAAUGUUCUUAUUUAUAUCAGACUACUAACUUAAGUAGUCAAAAUGAUAGGUGUCUAAAAACGACGUUAAAAUUAAUGCAUUUCCAGAAUUUAAUUGUUAUAAAAAUAUCUUCUAUAAUUGUAUAAAUUUUAUGAUGUGUAAGUUCAAAUACAAAAACAUUUUUGAUUACAAUAAAUCUA
Nasonia vitripennis (jewel wasp) is the source of this 1164-nucleotide messenger RNA. RefSeq names its product dihydropteridine reductase (gene Dhpr). Bases 136 to 849 code for a protein of 237 amino acids. Lineage: Eukaryota; Metazoa; Arthropoda; Insecta; Hymenoptera; Pteromalidae. Gene Ontology annotation, biological process: L-phenylalanine catabolic process; tetrahydrobiopterin biosynthetic process. The record is from RefSeq and is a predicted model, not a curated record. The transcript has 5 exons. Gene Ontology annotation, cellular component: cytoplasm. Gene Ontology annotation, molecular function: NADH binding; 6,7-dihydropteridine reductase activity; NADPH binding.